AUGAAUUCUAACGGAGAAGAGAAGCUUCUUUUUCUUGAUGAUGGAGAUUUGAAGAUUCCCGAAGAAGAUGAAAAUGAAGAAUUCUGGAAUUUCAAACGAACACUUUUCGUGAAGCAGCAGUAUUUUAAAAACGCGAUGAAAAGUGGCAAGAAAUUGGAACUUUCCGACGACGAAAAUGUAGAAAAAGAAUCAGAACUUGUGCUGGAGAAUUUUCAUUCUGGCCAGCCGAAGGAAUUCUUCACGAAUAGACUUUGCUCAAACGCGAAAAUUGAAACCAUCAAGCUCAAAAUUGAAGGAGCUUCUUACUUAGUUCCUGGAAAUGCGCGGUUCAUCCUCGCCGACGUGGAAAAAGUGGUCUUCGAUGAAAAGUUCGACGUUGUCUAUUUGGAUCCGCCAUGGAAGAACAAGUCCGUUUCGAGAGGAAAAAGUACUCGACGAAUUCGAUGA
Molecule: messenger RNA, 447 nt
Organism: Oikopleura dioica
Lineage: Eukaryota; Metazoa; Chordata; Appendicularia; Copelata; Oikopleuridae
Source: the annotation of a GenBank genome assembly